Molecule: messenger RNA, 1827 nt
Organism: Electrophorus electricus (electric eel)
Lineage: Eukaryota; Metazoa; Chordata; Actinopteri; Gymnotiformes; Gymnotidae
Gene: znf414
Product: zinc finger protein 414
Source: RefSeq, a predicted model, not a curated record
UGCCCAUAUCAAGGUACGUCGGCUUGGCUAAAGGAAGUGCAUUACUAGCUAGCGUCCUUGCAUUCAUAAAUGUUUAUCAUGCUUUAUCGGUAUGAGAUACAUCUUUAGCUUUAGCUAGGUAGCUACCUAGCAAAACAUCGGUUGACGAGGCAGUUUUGCAGCCCAACUAUCACGGUAACACUAACCAUGGAGGGUUGUCAUUUGUCGUGCUCGUUUUAUGGCUGUAAGCGGACCUAUACUAAUUCAGAAUCACUGAACAGUCACAUCAAGGAUCAUCAUAAGAUCCCUGCACAGUCACUUCCUGGCAAAGUCUUUCUGUGCUCCACGAUAGGAUGUGAGGGUUCAUUUUCUAACAUGCAGCAGCUCAUGGAUCACAUGAGGCAUCACCACAAGCCAAAUUAUUUUUUCCUGUGUGAAAGCUGCAAAGCCAAGCUGCGCUCCUACCGCACCCUCCUGAAACACCUGCAGACUUGUGCCAAGGUAGCCAAAACCAAGGCUAUAAAGACAGAGGCUGCUGACACAGAUCCUUCUGGUGUCUCGCUCGCCACUGUCGACCUGGAGCCCUAUGGGCCCCUUUUGACCACAGACGAAUCCCAGCAGAUGGAAUCGGAGCCCUCGCUGCCCUUAAAUUCAGCACCUCGGCCCAGUCAGCAAGCUGCAGCUAGUACCGUUUUAACAGACUCCACUUCCAUGGCCUUUCCUGCAGAGGUUGUUGCUGCAAAUGCCCAGCGUGUGCCUGGUCAGGCAGAUGCAGCCUACAGCCCCUUCCCACCCAGGCUGUCUCCUGUUCCCCCAGCCUCUCUGCCAGAGCCAGUCCAGCUGGAGCAGCAGCAGCCGCUGCUGCCACAGUGGUCCAUCAGGAUCGGCCCCUCAAGCCUGCCGUCCUCUCCACCCCACACCCCUCCAGGGUCAAAUGCGGUCUGGAGGAAGAACCAAGGCCAAUCCUUCAGCAGUCGCAUCCUAUGGGAGCACACCAGGGGGCGAUACAGCUGCCUGCAGUGCGGCCAUUGUACUCCGGACCGGAAAGAGAUGACUGCACACAUUGAGGGCCAGCACAAGAGCCCAGGGGGCAAAGCGAUCAGUGAUACAGAUGCAGUGGUUGGUUCACCUUCUGCUCUGAAUAAAACCCCAUUAGAUUCUGAGAGCUUGAAUUACACACAGCUUUAGGCUUUGAUGAGAUCAUAAACAUUAGGGACAGAUGAAUAGUUAUUGUAUCUUACAUGGUUGAAAGUCUGGGGUGAUAAAGGACUUUGUUGAAGAAGGAGGUGGUGAUGUCUUUGCCCUACUAAUAAUAUUAUUGUAUUACAUGCAUUUUUUUUUUUUUUUUUUAGGUUUCCAAGCAAGAAAGUAAUGCCUUAAAUAGGAAAGUGGUUUUGAGUAGUCAAUAUUUUGAAAAUGAGGAAGAAAGCCACAUAUAUGGCUUAUUAUUAAACUGCAUGAUGACAACAGGUAAUGGGGAAAUUUAAUGGAGUUUAGAUGUGCACAAGUAGAAGCAAUAUAUAUACUCAUCCAUAUUUAUCAAAUAUCUGUGAUUUAGGAUUAGUCUUUUGUUGUGAUUACACUCGCAUGGAAAAAGUGGACUUAAUCAGUGCUCGGAAUAUGGAGCAUGUUCUGUUCUCAGUAGUAAUCCUCAUUUUUAACAGUAGGUGUAAAUAAUGAGGCAUACAUAGUUGUACAGUUUCAGUAUCUUUUAUGUGCAGUAUGUUGAUUGUGUUGCAGUCACUAAUGUCUCGUACAAAAUGUUUUCCCUUGAUUCUUUGUGGAUGUAAAAUCAAAAGUUUGAUCCAUGUGUUCUUUUGAUAUUAAAAUGUUUUAAUGGAGUGGAAA